Molecule: messenger RNA, 1335 nt
Organism: Medicago truncatula (barrel medic)
Lineage: Eukaryota; Viridiplantae; Streptophyta; Magnoliopsida; Fabales; Fabaceae
Exons: 1
Coding region: 236-1180 (314 amino acids)
Biological process (GO): protein phosphorylation
Molecular function (GO): protein serine/threonine kinase activity; phosphatidic acid binding
Source: RefSeq, a predicted model, not a curated record
CUUUUCAAUGACUUUAUGUCAAAUGAACACUUGGUAAGUGUUGACACAUGACACAUGCUAGAAAAUGGGUUCCUCAUGUGCAAAGUGGCAUUCAAAGUAUUUCAUUGCAUGUGGACAAUUUAGCAUAGAUAAGAAUUAUGCGGUAGGUGGGGGAAGAGUUGAUCUAAAAACUCAUGUCAUAGUUGCAUAUACAGUAACCACUUUUGAAGUUUUCAUCUUCAAUCUCUUAUGAAGCAUGGCCUACUACUACUCUUCCUGUUCUGGAUCUGAUUAUGGUGAGAACAAUUUCAACUCUUAUACUUUCAAUUAUGAUUAUGCUCAAGUUCCAUCUUUUAUGACUUACAAUAGCUAUGACUACAAUCAACCAAAUUAUGCCUAUGAUUCAAGUUUAUAUUUUGCUCCCAGUAAUAAUUACCCUGAUCAUAGUUAUAACCAAACCAUAGCAUAUUCUGCCACAACUUUUAGUGAUCCAAAAUAUCUUGUGUAUGAUCCUAAUUAUGGUAUGACUCAGCUUGUGCUAUCUUAUUCUACCUUGGAAUUCAAUGAACCUGCAUUUGAUGAAUAUGAUCCAACACCUUAUGGUGGUGGAUAUGACAUUGAUUCAACCUAUGGUAAGCCUCUUGCACCUUCAGAUAAAAUUUGCUAUCCUCGUUCUGGUUCAAUUCCAACUCCAAUUCCAAUUCCAAUUCCAAUUCCAAUUCCAAUACCUCUUCCUGUGGAAGAGGCAAAACUUGAUGAGAAAGUAAUCAAACCGCCUCAAAAUGAAACCAAAGACCAAAAUGCUGUAGAAAAGCCACAGUUACAAGAUAGUACUAUAAAAGAAACUAGUGAGGCUUAUGAAGGUGAAGAAUCUGAAGAUAGUGAAGAAAAAGAUGAUGGUUACAAUUCAGGGUGGUCUAUUGAUGGAAGUGGGUUUGGUGAGAUUGAGAUUGUGAAGGAAGUGACUCCACCUCAAUAUCCUAGUGGAUAUGGAUUGGAAACUUUGGAUAUUUGUGAAAGCUUGUUUGGGACUUGGCCUUGUUUGUCAAAAAUGAAGAGAGAAAAUUAUUGUAAUGUAGGCAUUCAUAGAGGAAAUAAUUGUGAGGAGAAUAUGUGGAAAGAGACUGCAGAUUAUUUGUUUGGAAAUCCAUAUCCAUAUGGUGGGAGAAGGGAUGAUGAUUUCAAUGAUGAACAAUGGUGAUGGAAGAAUUUGAAGUUGUAAAGUUUGUCUCUGUUGUAAUAAUUAAUAAAUGUAACAAUUUGAUGAAAAUGUGAAAAGAAGAAAUUUUCAUGUUUACUUGCUGUUUAAGAGCCAAUAAUUUGAUGAAUAAGUUUCUGCCCAUUCAACAUUGAAUA